Amborella trichopoda is the source of this 1450-nucleotide messenger RNA. Lineage: Eukaryota; Viridiplantae; Streptophyta; Magnoliopsida; Amborellales; Amborellaceae. The record is from RefSeq and is a predicted model, not a curated record.
CCCACCAUUACGUUCGAAAUAGUUUUAGCUUUACCCCGUGUCGACCGUUGGAUGAAACAAAAUUCAACGGCCAAAAUUGAUGACCGUUUAACGAGUUCUUCGUCUCAUUUGGAACCCAAAGUCUGCGCGCUGAGAGAGAGAGAGAGGGGAGCCCCUCUUCUCACUGUGGUGAAUGCUGAUUUUGAACACCCCCUUUGAGAAGUCGCUUCCAAUUUUGGAUUCCACUUGAGAGUCUUAGAGUUGUUGCUUUUGUGCAAAAUCCGGAAGUGGAGAUGGCAGCGGCCAGGAUUGAUUUUCCCAAACCAGAGGAAUACUUGACUCAGUUGGAGGAAGCGAAGAAGAAAUAUGACCACAUAAAGUACUUGAACAAAAUCAAGAGCUUUUCUUUUUCCAUCCUCUCAGUUUUCAUAUCCACUUUCAGUAAUCUGAAAUUAGCGGAGGAUGGAAGAGAUGAGCAAAGAAUCCAAUCUCAGGCUAAUGGCAUACCCGUCGUUUGGAGACCACCACAAAUGGGCUCAUUGAAGUUAAAUGGAGACGGCUCGUCUAAACGUGGCGGCGUGCGUGCAGGUGGUGGAGGAAUCCUUAGGGAUCACUUUGGGGAAAUGCCCUUGGAUUGUACGGAGAGUCGACAUUCCCUUCUAGGAGAGGUAUACCCCUUCAGCCUUACCAAUGUGCAUAUCUCUCGUGUUUCGCUUUCAUUUUACUGGUGGAACAAUAUCUCUUUCAAGCUCAUCCCAUUUUUGAAGUCGCAUCUCUUUCUCUUUCUUUUAUCUUUGAUCGCUCUAUCUCUCUUAUGUUACAGGGAAGAACCGUUGAAAGAUCUUUCUCUCAAUCUCUACUCUGCAUCAAUCUCUCCCAUCUCACUAGAAUCGUGGAUGCCUAUUGCUAGUGUUUUCCUGCAAAGAAGAUGGCAAUAUGGAUGUCUCACUGAGGUCCUCAUCUUUCAAAUCUCAUUGGACCAACCCAUUAAGCCCUGGCUUUUGGAGGAUGUCUCGAAUGGUGGAUUAACAUUGGAGGCAAUGUCAGCUAAGGCUGUAGAGAAUCUAGCUACGCGUAAGUUGCGAUUAGCAAUACUGCAUACCAUGUCCAUCUUGCUUAUCAGAUAGCUUUGGGUCUGGCCAGUGAACAUUUUAGACCUUCUCUCUUGAGCUGUUGUUGCGCAUUUUGAAUCUUAACACCUCCAACUUCGCACCCAUUUGUAAUGGCAAUGGAAUGGGGAGUAGCAGAGGCUGUUGCUUCAUGAUAGAUAGUGAAAAGAAUAGCCAAACUACCAUCACAUGGGAAGAUUGAAUAUCUCGCAAGCAUAUUGGUGGUUUAGUUACAUGUAUUCAAAAUUUCUUGUAUAGCUUAACACUUCAGUAUAUUUAUUCACUGAUUUACAGAAUGAACUUACUAUAAAUUGGAUAUUAACUCUGUUUACAGUGUAUUAAAGCAUAUAUUAACUGAUUUA